AUGCUGUCUCACCUGGCCCCCAACGGUAUGUUCUGGAUGCUGCUCUCCUGCCUGCUGUUUGUAUUUCAAGUACAAGGUGAUGAUUCCCAGGAAGUGCCUUUUCCACGUACCAGCUGCCCAAUGGGCUCCAAGGCUUAUCACUCCCAUUGCUAUGCCUUGGUUAUGACACCCAAAUCCUGGUUCCAAGCAGAUCUGGCCUGCCAAAAGAGACCCUCAGGACACCUUGUGUCUAUUCUUAGUGGAGGUGAGGCUUCCUUUGUGUCCUUCAUGGUGAACGGUAGAGUGAACAACUUCCAAGACAUCUGGAUUGGGCUCCAUGAUCCAACAAUGGGUCAACAGCCCAAUGGAGGUGGAUGGGAGUGGAGUAACUCUGAUGUGCUGAAUUAUCUUAACUGGGAUGGGAAUCCUUCCUCUACUGUCAACCAUGGUCACUGUGGGAGUCUGACAGCAACCUCGGGGUUUCUGAAGUGGGGAGACUAUCACUGUGAUGGGUAA
Messenger RNA from Arvicanthis niloticus (Nile rat), 495 nucleotides. Its product is annotated as regenerating islet-derived protein 3-alpha. Lineage: Eukaryota; Metazoa; Chordata; Mammalia; Rodentia; Muridae. The record is from RefSeq and is a predicted model, not a curated record.